This is a messenger RNA of Aspergillus tanneri, 1284 nucleotides long. RefSeq names its product 60S ribosomal eL42 domain-containing protein. The coding region runs from base 1 to 1284 and encodes 427 amino acids. Lineage: Eukaryota; Fungi; Ascomycota; Eurotiomycetes; Eurotiales; Aspergillaceae. The transcript has 7 exons. Gene Ontology annotation, molecular function: structural constituent of ribosome. Gene Ontology annotation, cellular component: ribosome; cytosolic large ribosomal subunit. Gene Ontology annotation, biological process: translation. The record is from RefSeq and is a predicted model, not a curated record.
AUGACAAAAGUCACCUCUAAUACAGCACAAGCAGCCAACCCAUUCGACCAAUUGAUUGUGGACUGCCAGAAUAACCCGACUCAAAUCCAAAAUCGGUACGAAACUCAUCGGUCCGACAGAAACAAACGGUUCAAAGCCGAACUCCUCAGCCUGGACUUCGCAGGAUGGGAAGCCGACGAGAUCCUACGAAAGUUGUAUGUUCAAGCCACAAAGGCAAGCACCGACAACAACGACACUCCUUUCGUAGAUACUCGAAACAAUCUUUCAUUUGUCGCUCGGCCACCACAACAUAUUCAGGAAUUAGUCGCAGAGAUACAGCAGGGUAUUCGUGAUGUUGCCCAGACAAUGUGGUUUGCACCGUCGCAUUUUCUGCAUAUAACCACGCUGGAAAUAGCCGCGGCACGCACCCCAAAAGAAAUCGAGGACAUUGUGGCUACUAUCAAGGGGAGUGGUGUUCUUCCGGACCUUGCGGACUACACCUUCCAUAAGCGGACGCGGUUGAUAAAACCCAUAGUCAGCUACGAUGCCACCGCAAUGGGCCUGAGUUUCGUUCCUGCCGCUGGUGAGGGAAACACAGCCAGAAUGUAUGUCACAGGUGACAACAAUUAUACCUAUCACCACCUGCGACGAGACCUCUUUGACCAGGUGACGGCGACAGGCGUUGAGCUGAAACCGAGAUAUAUUGCCCCUUCAGCUCAUAUUACCAUUGCACGGUUUAUUACUCAGGAUGGGUUUCUGCUUGAUGGUUCGAGCAAGGAUGGUGACCAUACUGUCAACCAUGAGUGUGUAGCGGCACUGGUGGAGAAAAUCGAGCAGAUUAAUGAAGAAUUGCGGGAGAAGUACUGGCCGCGGCAGGAUGGAGGCAUGUCUUCGAAGGGAGAAUGGCUAGUUGGACAGGGGGAAGGACUGGAACUGCAGAAGGGGGUGUCAUGCACCCUCCGCGAUCCGGCCAAGUCAGUCAAAAUGGUCAACGUUCCGAAAACCCGCCGGACGUACUGCAAGUCCAAGGACUGCCACAAGCACACCCAGCACAAGGUCACCCAGUACAAGGCUGGAAAGGCCUCUCUCUUUGCCCAGGGUAAGCGUCGUUAUGACCGGAAGCAGAGCGGUUACGGUGGUCAGACCAAGCCCGUCUUCCACAAGAAGGCGAAGACUACCAAGAAGAUCGUCUUGCGUCUCGAGUGCACUGUCUGCAAGGCCAAGAAGCAGCUCGCUCUGAAGCGUUGCAAGCACUUUGAAUUGGGUGGUGACAAGAAGACCAAGGGUGCUGCUCUUGUGUUCUAA